Molecule: messenger RNA, 585 nt
Organism: Pezoporus occidentalis (night parrot)
Lineage: Eukaryota; Metazoa; Chordata; Aves; Psittaciformes; Psittacidae
Exons: 1
Coding region: 1-585 (194 amino acids)
Source: RefSeq, a predicted model, not a curated record
AUGCGCUACCAGAAAGGAGACAGCAACCAGGACUUGUACCACGACAGCUCGGUCUGUGGCGAGAAGGGCUGGACAGGGUGCUGCCACGAAAGCCCUAUGGGCACCACAAACCUACCCCCUUGCCACGACUCCGGCAGCCUCAGCCGUGACAUUGAGGGGUCCUGCCAGAGCGAGCCUCAGGGCUGCCAGCCCCUGGAGCCAUGCCCACCGCAGAGCUACUGCCCACCACAGCAGAGCUGCAACAAGCCCCGGCGGCGGGUGGAGGUGAGCCAUGUGCAGCCCAUCUGCCCCCCACCCGUGAAGAUCCAUCGCCGGCCCCUGCAGCAGUACCGUCCACCACUGCACUGCGAGGAGCCGGGAUGCUGCGGCAAGCCCCGGAGGAGGGUGGACCAGUGCCCAGUAGAGGAUGCUCGUCCCCCCGUGAUACUGCAUCCCCUGCCGCUGCAGCAUCGCUGCCCCUGCAGCCCGUGCUGCUGCCCACCGGUCCAGCACUGCCGCCCGGCUGCUGUGCCCCUGCCACAGCAUCCCAGCCAGCACCAGCAAAAGAAGGUCACUCUCUUGCCACCCUGUCUGCAGAAGAAGUGA